Messenger RNA from Kogia breviceps (pygmy sperm whale), 1002 nucleotides. Lineage: Eukaryota; Metazoa; Chordata; Mammalia; Artiodactyla; Physeteridae. The record is from RefSeq and is a predicted model, not a curated record.
UGAAAAUUUCUCUUUGUAAAUGGGAUCAGUGUUAAAUCAGCAACAUGCAAGCGGGGCAAGCAAAGGUGGUGGAGAAGAGCCCGGGAAGCUGCCGGAGCAGGCAGAGGAGGAAUCCCAGGUUUUGCACGGAACUGGCCACUGUAAGUGGUUCAACGUGCGAAUGGGAUUUGGAUUCAUCUCCAUGAUAAACCGAGAGGGAAGCCCCUUGGAUAUUCCAGUCGAUGUAUUUGUACACCAAAGCAAAUUAUUCAUGGAAGGAUUUAGAAGCCUAAAAGAAGGAGAACCAGUGGAGUUCACAUUUAAAAAAUCUUCCAAAGGCCUUGAAUCAAUACGGGUAACAGGACCUGGUGGGAGCCCCUGCUUAGGAAGUGAAAGAAGACCCAAAGGGAAGACACUACAAAAAAGAAAACCAAAGGGAGACAGCACUUCUUCUUGUGGAAGUCUGCUGGCCACAAGUUCUCUCAGAUGCUACAACUGUGGUGGCCUUGAUCAUCAUGCUAAGGAAUGUAGUCUACCUCCUCAGCCAAAGAAGUGCCAUUGCUGUCAGAGCAUCACGCACAUGGUGGCGAACUGCCCUCACAAAACUGUGGUGCAGCCGCCCGCCGGUUCUCAGGGAAGACAGGAAGCAGAGCCCCAGCCGUGCCCCGCGUUCCCUCGAGAGGUGGGGGGCGGGCACGGCUAUCCGUCACCACCGUUUCCUCAGGAGGCGAGGUCCGAGGUCUCAGAGUGGCCAGGCACGUCACCUGCAGAAGCUUCCUCCACAAAGUCAUCUGCAGCACCAGAAGAUCAAAGCAAAAAAGGGCCUUCCGUUCAAAAACGGAAAAAGACAUAACCCUUUUUCUUAACGUAUCAUUUUCUCUCCCCGGUUGGGAAGUCUACCUCAUGCAAGUACAGGGGAACAGUAUUUCACAAACAGCAGCUGACCUGGGAUUUUUAACUACUGUUGAGGAACUGUGAAUUUUUUUAAACAGACAAAUCACUCUAAGCAAAUUACCUUUGAGC